UGGAAAAACAUGUAAAAUUAACCAAAUUUGACGAUGACGACCCUGCAAGGGAGACUUCUCUUCGUGGCAGCCCUGCUCAUGUGUUGUGCUUGGCAAACCCUCUCCGCCGUCGAGGACAAGUGCUCCGCACUAUCGCAAUACCAUGACCCCAAGUUUAGCUACGACUUUGUUCCGUAUAUCUAUCGACCAUGUGAGCCAGGUGAUCUGCAGUGUCUCUGCCAUGUCCAGGCUAUCCGAAAGAACUUGGAGCCGUACAAGGGCAACGGCAUCAUAGUGGAUAUGAUGAUUCUGCAGUAUUACCCUCACGGCUUGGGCCGCUGUAUACCCUGGAGUGCGAAGCGCUCAAAGGGCUUCUAUCGGGGUUUACGAUCUUCCCCCGAGCGUGAUAAUCUGGUGAUGGUGCCUUGCACGUCUCCCGAUUUGGUAGAUUCCCAGUACCCGUUGCAUGUGGCGGGAGAAUCCGGUUCGCCUACGCACGAAGUUGAUCUCUCCGAAGAGAUGCCUUUCUUCGAGCACCGCCAGUACAAGUACCUAUUCAACUUCCACGGCGUCCUGCUCUGUCGCUCGCUGGUGAUCCACCUGGGCGACCAGUGGCAGGAGCUCUUCUACAACCAACUGAUACCUUGGGUGCACUACGUUUCGGUAGCCAGCGAUGCCGGAGUGGAGGAGCUGGCGGAUCUAAUGCUCUAUCUGCGGGAGGAGAUUGACGAAAAAGGCCAUGAGUUUGUUUGGCUGUAUUUGCGAAUGAAUGACGUGCAGUGCUACUGCUGGAAGUUGCUCCAAGAAUACGUCAAGCUGUUGACCUACCAGGUUCAUCAAAAGCGGGACUUCGUGGAGGUAUCAAACAAGAGAGCUGUCCAAGUGCAUCGCGGGUAGUUCAGUCAAAAGUUAAUAUUUAAAUUUUAACGGAAAAUUACAUUUUUAUAAAAAAAUUCAAA
This is a messenger RNA of Drosophila kikkawai, 938 nucleotides long. RefSeq names its product O-glucosyltransferase rumi-like. Lineage: Eukaryota; Metazoa; Arthropoda; Insecta; Diptera; Drosophilidae. Gene Ontology annotation, cellular component: endomembrane system. The record is from RefSeq and is a predicted model, not a curated record. Gene Ontology annotation, molecular function: UDP-glucosyltransferase activity; UDP-xylosyltransferase activity. Gene Ontology annotation, biological process: positive regulation of Notch signaling pathway; protein O-linked glycosylation.